UGCUCACGUUUGGGUAGAAAAUUGGGGAUAUUACGAUUCAAAUGAUCCAUCAACGGAGAAUCACUCGCGAGCAGAAAAUUUCAUGUUGAACUUUAUUGAUAAACGGUCUACGGAAGAGUUAGAAAAGCCGUAUAUCUUGCAGAAUAUGCUCACUAAUGAACAAAGUUUGUCGCUCGAGAAAUUGCGCUCUUUCGGUGGACAGGCAUUUUGGGCGUAUGCUGGAUUUGCGAGACUGGACGAUUCACCGCCUCAAUGGUUGGGUGUUCCGCCUCACGAGCCUGCUGGCUGGUAUUAG
Messenger RNA from Paraglomus brasilianum, 295 nucleotides. The record is from the annotation of a GenBank genome assembly. Lineage: Eukaryota; Fungi; Glomeromycota; Glomeromycetes; Paraglomerales; Paraglomeraceae.